UUGGAAGAAGGAGAAAUCACGCCUUCAGUCGGACGCUCGCCGGGUGGCACUAUCGUCGGAACUUCUGAGAACCGUCCCUUACAAUCGGAGAUUCCGCCUUUGAGGUUGCCGUCGGUCAGUCAAAAUACAUCUCAGAAUAGCGGCGAAGCACAAACCGAAAACCCUCAGCUCAUUAUUGAAGGGGACAAAAUCACACCCCUACACGUGGCAAACCAAUCUCUCAAUGGGCCAAAAAACAUCAUUCGACUUGGGCCUAAUGCACAGGUACCAAUUAACAACUUUGCUAAACAUUUCAAUAAACAAACGGGCCCUUUAUCCCUUUCUACCUCACCCUUAAUCUCUCAGCCCGCCUCAACCCAUAAUCAACCCACCAUACAAAAAUCCCAGCCCACAGGACUUACCCCUCUCGUGGACUUAACCUGUCAGCCCAACAUCAAAACCGCCUCUCAAUCACAGCCCGCUUCUCCUCAGCCCACCUCCAAGCCCGACACCUCCAUCUCCAUUACCCACCCCGACACACCUCAACCAAACCAAAACAUCACCUGCCACCAAACGGACACCAAUAACCGACCGGCAGCUGACAACCAUCUCCCCGGCGACGGCAACGGCGCCGGCUCUAUCACCAGAUUUUCCCCAUCGGCCGGCGAUACAUUCGGGACAGCAACGAACGUUGACUACGGCCGGAAUCCUCGGCCCCCGACCAGUUUCACCGACCCGGUCGGCAAACCCCGCAGGAAUAGUCACCUCGGCUUUUAG
Messenger RNA from Striga asiatica, 756 nucleotides. The record is from the annotation of a GenBank genome assembly. Lineage: Eukaryota; Viridiplantae; Streptophyta; Magnoliopsida; Lamiales; Orobanchaceae.